Molecule: messenger RNA, 495 nt
Organism: Striga asiatica
Lineage: Eukaryota; Viridiplantae; Streptophyta; Magnoliopsida; Lamiales; Orobanchaceae
Source: the annotation of a GenBank genome assembly
AUGGAUUUUGAGGGAGAAAUUGGUGCAGAUAAUUACAUGGACAGCAAGGCGGGUGGAUUGGAGGUUGGCCGGAGAAGGAUUGGUGAAGAGGGUUUCGGGAAUAGCUGCCUUGAGAUUGACAAUGCUGGUGGUAUUAUUGGUGAAACCUCAUGUAGAGGUGAAUCCUCCCCUGUUGGGCAAGGAAGUGGGAUUGCAGAUAUAGCAGCUAGUGGUAGUGUCGAGGCUGGGAAAAAUGAUAUUGAAUAUGUUGAUCCCAUGCCAUCUGACCCCCCAUUGGCUGCUGCUCUUAAUGUUGAUCUAGGGAGUCAGUUGGUAGAGGUGACAAUCAAUCCUGAAUCUCAUGAUAAUCUUGGUAUCCAAAAAAAGAAGAAGUAUGCCCGAAGAAAACCUAAACAAACUGUCCCCAGCAUACCUGAGGAUAUGAUUGUUGAACCUUCCAUAGGCCUUACAGGCAGCACUUCUUCUUUAAAAAUUGUACAAGGCUACAAGCUAUAG